This is a messenger RNA of Mytilus trossulus (common blue mussel), 1627 nucleotides long. RefSeq names its product galactoside 2-alpha-L-fucosyltransferase SEC1-like. The transcript has 3 exons. Gene Ontology annotation, molecular function: galactoside 2-alpha-L-fucosyltransferase activity. Bases 492 to 1472 code for a protein of 326 amino acids. Gene Ontology annotation, cellular component: membrane. The record is from RefSeq and is a predicted model, not a curated record. NCBI's taxonomy places the organism in Eukaryota, Metazoa, Mollusca, Bivalvia, Mytilida, Mytilidae. Gene Ontology annotation, biological process: carbohydrate metabolic process.
AGGGGGUUAUGACUUUUUCAUAAAGAAUAUUCUGAUCUCCACCAUUUGAUCAAAAAAAUGACAAGCAAAACAAAUUUUGGUCUUAUAGUUUUUGGGGUGUAUUUUUUGGUGUGUGUCAUCUUUCAUAUUCAUUUUUUUUAUAAUUUUUAUCAAGAAAUAUGCGGUUGCCAAGAGGCAAGGGGACUAAAUAAUAUUCCCAAACCCUGUAUUCCUCGUAAUUGCAAACGGAAAAUAUUGGGAAGUUAUUAUCAAGUGAUGAUUGUCAAAGGUGUGAAUUAUUGAUACCGUAUGGAGCAAAUAAACUUGAAUUAUAAAUAGACACGUAGUAGGUUUAUGAUAAGGUCAGGUUAUAUUAAUAUAGUAGAUAGCGUAGUCGGUAGUGACAAUUAGUCUUGUAAUGAUUUCCGGUCACGAGUGAUAAAUAUGGACCGAAAUGUUCCUUUAGUCGUAGUGAACUAGACCUUGGAACUACUUUUCCUCAACAGAUUGUCAUGCGUACACAAAAGCAAUGUUGUUCUCGAAAAGUUUAUUCUGUAAUAUCUGUCUGUGUAUUUUGUAUGACUGUUGUCAGCGUUUUCUUCAUCAACCAAUCAAUGAUCGUCCUAUAUUUUGACCCGCCUACCUACUUGUGUCCGUAUUUCAGAGGAGGACUAGGAAAUCUCAUGUUCAUGUAUGCUUCACUUUAUGGAAUCGCUAAAAAUAAGAGAAUGAUAUUAGUUCUCGAAAAGAAGGACCAUAUCAACACAGUUUUCCCAAACUUAGACGUACUCAAAUUGAAUAAUACGUCAUCAGUUUGUGGUGUCAAUGUUCAAGUAGUAGGUGAAAAAAGACCAUGUGCGUACGAUAUAGAAACAAUUAGUUUUAAUAGAAGGAGAAAUUCACAACAUAGGUCGUAUUUACAAUCGUGGAAAUACUUCGACAUAUUCGAAUCUGAAAUAAGAAAACAGUUUGCUUUUACACAGGAAGUGCAAACUCAAGCACAGUCUAUAAUAAAUAAGUACACUAGUUCUUAUAUCAAACAAAAUGGUAUUUCCGAAUAUUUACAAAUUAUUGGAAUACAUCUCCGAAGGGGAGAUUACUUAAAAGAUUAUAAUAUAAAAUAUGGAUAUCAAACUGUAAAUAAAGAAUAUAUGGAAAAAGCACUGCAAUAUUACCGAUCAAAAUAUAAAAACUGUUUAUUUUUGGUAUUUACCGGACAUUCAAAAGAUGCUGUAAAAUGGCGAGCAGACAAUAUAAACGGAAGUGACGUAAUACACGUGGAAGCUAAUUCACGAAAUGUAGACACGUGUGCGUUAUCCAAAUGUAAUCAUACUAUAAUAACUGUUGGCUCUUUCGGUUGGUGGGCAGCCUGGUUAAAUAAUGGAAAUACAGUGUAUUUUAAAGAUGUUGCGAGACAAAACAGCUCGCUGAGAUCAGAUUUUAGUGAUGAUAUGAAAGACUUUUUCCCGCCAAAUUGGAUAGGUCUGUCUUGAAGACGUGUUUAAAUUAUUCUAUGACAUUGAAUAUGCCAAAAUAAUUAUUUGCAGGUAAAAAAAGCAAACCAAUUAAUGAUGCACGACCGAUGACAUUUGAUUUCAAAUUUGUAUGACGGAAAUAUGUGGACCACAAUAGAACGCAAUUGUUGUGU